Galendromus occidentalis (western predatory mite) is the source of this 411-nucleotide messenger RNA. RefSeq names its product nanos homolog 1. NCBI's taxonomy places the organism in Eukaryota, Metazoa, Arthropoda, Arachnida, Mesostigmata, Phytoseiidae. Bases 1 to 411 code for a protein of 136 amino acids. Gene Ontology annotation, molecular function: zinc ion binding; RNA binding. The transcript has 2 exons. The record is from RefSeq and is a predicted model, not a curated record.
AUGGAUCGAUUCAGCUCUGCGGACCUUUCGAAUCCGUCCUGCGCGGCUAAGAUCUUGAAGUCCCAGUUGGAAAGCCUGCGACAUCUUGCACGGAAACGUCGGAACAAGUCCGGCAGAGAGUUCGGGGUUGCACGUACGUCUUCCGAGAAAAGGAGCUCCCGUUCCCUUGACGACACCAAGCGAGCAGACCCAUUCUGCGUGUUUUGCAAGAAGAACGGAGCUCCGAAAGAUGCUUAUCGGAGUCAUACUGUCAAGGACAAUCGAGGAAAUGUCGUUUGCCCGAUUCUCCGGAAAUUCAAUUGUGUUCACUGCAACAACGGUGGCGGGGAUCAAGCCCAUACCGCGAACUUCUGUCCCAAAAUGCGGGGAGCUUACUUGAACUCAUUCAUGAAAAAUAAAGAUGAAGCCUGA